GCUGCCGCCGCCCCGCGCCCCCCCCCCCCGAUCGCUGCAGCUCCCCCCUCUCCAGGAGCACCUGCCGGCACGCCCCGCUCCCAGGCGCUGUCGGGGCGCCUCCCCGCGUGUGCACCCUGGAGCACCGGGCCGCGAGCCGCUGCCUCUCCGCUCGGGCCAGGACACCAAGCACUCAAACUACAGCCAGAGACAGACUUGAGUUCAAGGAGGCGGACGAUGCUCUCCCUUUCCCUCUCCCCUUCCCCCUCUCCUCUGCACCUCUGUGGCUUCAGCACCUAUUUGCACAUACAUUUGACAGGAAAGGAUCGAUGGUCUCUCCCAGCUGCUCACGUUGACGCCCCUGGCUGCCCCUCCCCGCUGCAUCUGCCCAGUAACUCUGGCUGGACCACGCAGCCCUUGGGUAACACGGAGCCCCGGAGAUCAUGGCCGAGGAAGACCUCAUCUUCCACUUGGAGGGAGUCGACGGCGGCCGGACCGGCCACAACGGGGAAACUGAUGCAGACAGUGAUGACGAGGAAGGUUUCUUUAUCUGCCCCAUCACCGAGGACCCCAGGGCUCACCCGAAUGCUAAUGCCAAGGCUGAUCUCUACUGCAGCAGCCGAGUGAAAAGUGAGCCCUAUGGCUCCCUCGGGUCCCCUGCCAGUUCCUUCCACUUUAAGGAAGCCUGGAAGCAUGCGAUCGAGAAGGCCAAGCACAUGCCGGACCCCUGGGCUGAGUUCCACCUAGAGGACAUUCCCACAGAAAACGCCAAGCGUCACAGGUACAAUGCUGUGACCGGGGAGUGGCUGGAAGAUGAAGUUCUGAUCAAGAUGGCAGCUCAGCCCUUCGGCCGUGGAGCCAUGCGGGAGUGUUUCCGGACGAAGAAGCUUUCCAACUUCCUGCACACCCAGCAGUGGAAAGGGGCGUCCAACUACGUGGCCAAGCGCUACAUCGAGUCUGUGGACAGGGAUGUGUACUUUGAGGACGUGCGCCUGCAGAUGGAGGCCAAGCUCUGGGGAGAGGAGUACAAUCGGCACAAGCCCCCCAAACAGGUGGACAUCAUGCAAAUGUGCGUGGUGGAGCUGACAGGGAGGCCUGGCCGGCCCCUGUUCCACCUGGAGCACUACAUCGAGGGCAAGUACAUCAAGUACAACUCCAACUCGGGCUUCGUCCGCGACGACAACGUGCGCCUGACCCCACAGGCCUUCAGCCACUUCACGUUUGAGCGCUCCGGCCAUCAGCUGAUCGUGGUGGACAUCCAGGGUGUGGGCGACCUCUACACCGACCCGCAGAUCCACACCGAGACGGGCACUGACUUUGGAGACGGCAACCUGGGUGUCCGGGGCAUGGCCCUCUUCUUCCACUCUCAUGCCUGCAACCGCAUCUGCCAGAGCAUGGGCCUGGCACCCUUCGACCUGUCGCCCAGGGAGAGGGACGCGGUGAACCAGAGCACCGAGCUGCUGCAAUCAGCCAAGACCAUCUUGAGGGGGACCGAGGAAAAGUGUGGGAGCCCCCGCAUCAGGACCCUCUCUGGGAGCCGGCCCCCGCUGCUCGGGCGCCUUUCAGAGACCUCUGGAGAUGAGAACUUGAGUGACGUGACCUUUGACUCUCUGCCUUCCUCCCCGUCUGUGGCCAUCCCCUAUGGCCAGAAGCUGGACCAGCUCCACUGGCCUGCGUUCAACGACCUGGAUAACCUGGCACCCCACGACCAGGAGGACGUGGACAACCACCGGGAUUCUGAGAACAGUGGGGACAGUGGAUACCCCAGUGAGAAGCGGGGUGAGCUCGAUGACCUGGAACCCCGAGAACACGGUCCCUCCAAUGGCCAUCGGAGGUCCGAGUCAGACGAAGACAGCCUGGGCAGCUCGGGGCGGGUCAGCGUGGAGAAGUGGGGCCUCCUCAACGCCUCCCGCCGGCACCUGCCGCGGCCGUCCGCCGUGGGCCUGGAGCUGCAGAGGCUGGACGCUCUGGACCUGGAGAGGAAGAUCGGGAAGUCCAUUCUGGGGAAGGUCCACCUGGCCUUGGUGCGCUACCACGAGGGCGGCCGCUUCUGCCCCAAGGACGAGCCGUGGGACCGCGAGGCGGCCGUCUUCCACCUGGAGCAGGCGGCCGCCCUGGGCGAGCUGGAGGCCAUCGUGGCCCUGGGCCUCAUGUGCGCACAGCUGCCCCACCACCUCCUGGCCGACGUCUCUCUGCAGGAGACGGAAGAGAAUAAGACCAAAGGUUUUGACUACUUACUGAAGGCGGCUGAAGCCGGCGACCGGCAGUCUAUGAUCCUGGUGGCGCGCGCUUUCGACACGGGCCAGAACCUGGGCCCAGACAGGUCCCGGGACUGGCGAGAAGCUCUCCAUUGGUACCACACUGCCCUGGAGACGACCGACUGUGAUGAAGGUGGCGAGUACGACGGGAUGCAAGACGAGCCCCGGCACGCCCUGCUGGCCAGGGAGGCAGCAAUGCUGUCUACUGGGGGCUGCGGGCUGCAGAAAGACGCCCAGAAGUCAGGUGACCUGUACACGCAGGCAGCAGAGGCUGCGAUGGAAGCCAUGAAGGGCCGGCUGGCCAACCAGUACUACCAGAAGGCGGAGGAGGCCUGGGCCCAGAUGGAGGAGUAACUGGCCAGCAGGGCUACUGCCUGCUGGGCCCAAGCCGCAGGCAAGGAGGAGGCAGAAGAAGAAAGACUGAGUUACCGACUGGGUUUGUGGUGGGGGACAGAAUUUUUAUUUUUUCUUUUUGGGUCACACCCGGCAAUGCUCAGGGGUUACUCCUGGCUCUGCCCUCAGGAAUUACUCCUGGCAGUGCUCGGUGGACCAUCUGGGGUGCUGGGGAUCAAACUCAGGUCGCUGUACUAUCGCUCCGGCCUCAGGACUGAAUUUUUUAGUGUGUUUUAAAUUGACUUUUGUAUCUCUCUUCUUUUGUGCUUUUUCGUGACUAUUAUUUUACUCUUGAAAACGUCUUUGCUACCAGCAAAGACACUUCUGCUGUCCUCAAGGACAGUAUUUGGGGGAGAAGGGAAUUGAAAACCCAGGCUAAGGGAAAUCAACGCAUCAUUCUGAGCUUUUGUUUUCAUGAGAUGCAAAAAAAAAAAAAAAAGAGUACUUUCUUGGAUGGAAGAAAAAAAAUCAGGGAUUUUUCUCCCCAUCUUUUCCUCCUGGACUUAAAAUUUUGGGUUCACAGAAUCCUGCUUCCUGAGUUGGGGGAACGUUGUCUAUGUGCUCCCUCGCUCUCUACGUAUUACAAGUGCAAAGUCAGUUUCCGGGGGCCUUGGGGAGGAAGGUUGCUCGACAUCUUUCUCCAUGGAGUGGACAAUACUCUGGAGAAUGUUCCCCAACCUUCCAGACGUCACAGUGGCCAACUUCUGUGCUGAAGCAGCGCCCUCGCAGACUUGGUUUCCGGUUGCACACGGCUCCUACCUCCUAUCCCACCAGCAUCCAUGCAUAAUGGAUCCCCUCUCCAAACGCGACUGUGUCUGAGGACAGUGGCUUGGCAUCUUGGCUCCUGGCUCCCAAGCGAUGGCUCGGAUUCCACGGUGACUGAAGGGACACUUGCUCAACAGUUCUGUUCUCUCAGCAUCUGCUGUUCUCACAGAGCGCCUCGCCCCCAGUCUUGCCUCUCUCAGCUUAAAGCCGGGCAGAAUUUCUCAUCCUCUGUCGCAGGAUGCAUGCAGCUGCUGGCCCAGGAGAUUUAGGUAAACACAGUGGGUAGGGCGUUUGCCUUGCACGCGGCCGACCCCGGUUCAAUUCCUCUGUCCCUCUCGGAGAGCCCGGCAAGUUACCGAGAGUAUCCCGCCCGCAUGGCAGAGCCUGGCAAGCUCCCCGUGGCGUAUUCAAUAUGCCAAAAGCAGUAACAACAAGUCUCACAAUGGAGACGUUACUGGUGCCCGCUCGAGCAAAUCGAUGAACAACAGGAUGACAGUGCUGCAGUGCUAUAGUUGUCAAGUCAGAGGGCAAGAACAAUCAGCACUCAUUAAUUUCAGGAGUUUCCCCCAGGGUUAUGGUUAUUUGUUUGUAAUGAGCUUUCCCUUAAAAGAAUGUUAGACGGGUUGUUAUUGUAUGAUUUUAGGUGCUGUUUUAGUUUGCUGCAGUUACAGUCUGCUUUGAUCACCCCCUGUACACACCCCAGAAGUCUCCGCUUUUUUGGGGUUUUGGGGUCACACCCGGCAAUGUUCAGGGGUUCCUCCUGACUUUGCACUGAGGAAUUCCUCCUGGCAGUGUUUGGGAGGCCAUAUGGGGGGGUGCCAGAGAUUGAGCCCAGGUCAGUCGCAUGCAAGGCAAGCGCCGUAUCCACUGACUAUUGCUCUGCCCCGUAGCCGUCUUCCCUUUAAAAACAGAAAAGUCAAAACAGUCCAAAGAAGAUGUUAUCUGGGCCGUCAGUGUUAAGCCCUGUGGAGUUAUGAACCUGGAUAAACAUCAGGUUCCAAAGUUCAGCAUGCGCCCUGGAAAGAAAACCAAGUUGACUCAAAACUACCCUUGAAAAAUUCUUUAGAUUGCCUGAAUUGCAAAAUAUCCCUUGAGAUUUCUGGACACAUUACAGCUACUUUCCUUAAGGUGCUGGAGCCAUCCUUGUGGGCACCAAAUCAAGUACGUGGCUGCCAUGAUGAUCUCUGUGUUUGAAACCAGUGCAAAUAGCCAAGUCACGUAUUGAAUGUAAGUUAGGAACAACUCCAUGGCCACAGUCCUUUCGAAGGAUCAAGCCUCCUACAGUCCCUACCUAGGCAAGGGUUAUUCAGUCAGCCUCCUCUCUCUCUCUCUCUCUCUCUCUCUCUGAGACUUUAUUAUGCAAAUCAUUUGCUACUGGAUCACCCCUGAUUUCUUUCAUAUAUGUCAGAGCUGUGAUUUCACACAAGGAUGACAAACUUUUCUGCUCAGGUGUUCUUUCUUUUCUUUCUUUUUUUUUUUUUUUCUUUUCUUUUCUUUUGGAGCCACACUCAGGGAUGCUCAGGGGUUACUCCUGGCCGUGCUCAAGGAAUGCCAGGGAUUAAACCCAGGUCGGGUGAGUGCAAGGCAAACACCCUCCCUGCUGGACUAUGGCUCGAGCCCAUGGGCAGACUUUUGUAAAGGGCCUGAUAGUAAAUAUUUUAGGCUUUGUGGCACCGUUCAGCAGGGGCAGUGCAGCACCUGCUGGCAGUCCAGAGAGGAAUGGGGUUGGUGAUCAAAUAGAGCUUUGUUGCUGAAGGAGGCUCAAAACCUAAAAAUCAACUAGCAAGAAAGACAAAUGCCCUGCCUGGGCUCAAGUGUGCCGACCCCGCUGUCCAAUCCUUGAAUGUGGGCUACUACAUAAGGUCCUAGAGGCAAGAAUGGGCUCCCAUUGGGGCCAGAGUGAUCAAAGAGCGGGUUGGGCAUUUGUCUUGCACACUGCUGACCCGGGGUUUGGUCCCCAGCAUCCCAUGUGGUCCCUCCAGCACUGAAAGUUACCCCUCCCCACCCCCCUACCCCCGCACUGCCAGGAGUGAUUCCUGAAUGCAGAGCCAGGAGUAAUCCCUGAGCAUUACCAGGUGUGACCCAAAAAAAGAAAAAAAAAAGAAAAUGAUAAAGAAUGGUCUCUGAGUGAUCUGAGAGGUGAGCAUCUCUCAGAUGCUUAAAAGCAUAGUGCCUGGGCCCAGGGUGGGCUGGGUCAGCUUGUAGACAAACAGAAAGGGACCCCCCACUGUCUGUGGAUUCCACCUGCCAGUGCAAGAGCCCUUGUCUGUAUUGGCCUGAGCUGCCACUGCUGCAGUUCCACCCACCCACGUGGCCUUUACGUCCGCGGGCCACCACCCUCUCCUCCAGGAGGCCCGGAGGCCUGCACGGAGCUAAGCAAGUGCUUCUUUCAGGGCCCCCGAGAGUAAAGGGGGUUCAGGAUGUUGAGAUCUUUUUCUCAAUGAGCAGAACUAAUUCCCUUGACCAAUUUGAGUUGUGAGCGGGGCACCUUCUUUUUUUUUUUUUUGCUUUUUGGGUCACACCCGGCACGAUGCACAGGGGUCACUCCUGGCUCAUGCACUCAGGAAUUACUCCUGGUGGUGCUCAGGGGACCAUAUGGGAUGCUGGGAAUCGAACCUGGGUCAGCCUCGUACGAGGUAAAUGCCCUACCCGCUGUGCUAUCACCCCAGCCCCAGCAGGGCACCUUCUUAUCCCUCAAAUGCUGGACACACGGAGCAAACAAACAAACAAAAAAAACAUCCCAGGACAUUCCCCCAAGUGUAAGAAGCUGGCGCGGGUUCAAGAGACAGCAGAGAGGAGGUCAUCUAUCAGAGAUGAAGGGACCAGGGCCCUGCAGGUAGACACUACCCCCUCUUCCCCCGCCUGGAGCCCCAUAUUGAAGACUGAUGUUCUAGAAGAUUCUGGGACAGUGGUUUAAAGUUAAACUGGAGGAGGAAAGGGGGAUUAGGGGCUAAAGAGACAGUUUAGCGGGGAAGGAACUUGCCUUGCAGCAGUCAACCCAAGUUCGAUCCCCAGCAUCUCAUCUGGUCUCCAGAGCACCGCCAGGAGUAAUUCCUGAGUGCAGAGCCAGAAGUAACCCCUGAGCAUUGCCAGGUGUGGCCUCCCCCAAAAACAAACCAAACCAAACAACAAUAAUCUGGAGGUUAGUGUUCCUUUCUGUUUGGCUACAGGCAGAGAAACACAAAGCAGUUUUCCCAGAGAGUAAUAGUACCCUAACCAGUUCUCAGCCUUUUCCUGCCCUCUUCACACCUUGUUUCCUUUCUGUCACAUUUCUGGCCUACCUUUUGGCCCCAAAUCUCAUGCUCUGUCCCCCCCCAACUCCCCUGUAUUUAUGUCAUUCACCUGUGGCCCCCUUAGGAUGUCCUGGGAGCCCACAGGAGGCCAUAAUGUUGCCCUAAACCCCAACUCACCCGAGGUCCUGCAGGAAUGAAUCAAGCCAAGCUAAACCCUCACAUUUUAGCAACUUCUUUUUCCUUCUAUGCCUGCAUUUCGGUCUACACUUUGACACAUCAAUAAAUGUUUACAGGAAUCGAUACAGCUUGGGAGAGGGAGAGGGGAUCAAAUAUGCAUAUUCUCACGUGGAUUUGUACCUCAUCCCUGGGUUUCUAGCCUUCGAGGCAACCAUUUAGUCCAGAUCAAUUAGACACUGGGUGGACCCCAGGGAAGCACCCCACCAAUUUGCCUUACAGUUUUAUUUUUGCAUAUGUAUGCGUUUCAUUUGUCCUUCCAAAUAAAGUGGUUUUGUUC
Molecule: messenger RNA, 7142 nt
Organism: Sorex araneus (European shrew)
Lineage: Eukaryota; Metazoa; Chordata; Mammalia; Eulipotyphla; Soricidae
Gene: EEF2K
Product: eukaryotic elongation factor 2 kinase
Exons: 19
Coding region: 423-2591 (722 amino acids)
Biological process (GO): protein phosphorylation
Molecular function (GO): ATP binding; elongation factor-2 kinase activity; calmodulin binding
Source: RefSeq, a predicted model, not a curated record